AUGGUAACGCUUCGUGCCAUUCUGCGCCGCGCUGCUUGCCGUGGCCGAUAUCCCGGCACUCCUUUGCGCUGGCACACCCACUGCCCGGAGGUGCGGCUGCGGCCCGGUACGUCGCCCGAGGGCGCACGUCAUGCCUCGAGGCUCGCAGCACAACGCAGCGGCGUUGGUUUUGAAGACUUUGGGCUCCAUCCGCACACGCUGCGGGGCUUGCGGGAGGCCUUUCGCUUCCAGGAGGCGACGAAGGUCCAGGCGCAGGUGCUGCCGCAGCUUCUUGCGCCUGAAGCUCGAGGGAGCGACUUUGUGAUCCAUGCGAGGACAGGCACUGGCAAGACGCUCAGCUAUUUGAUCCCUGCCAUCGAGCAGGUGGUCAAGAAUCCUCCACCCGGGAUUGGGGUCUUAAUUGUGGCUCCAUCUCGAGAGCUGGUCCUCCAGAUCACCAAAGAUGCGGAGACACUUUGCUCCUACCACGCUCUUCAGAUUGUGCCACUCAUCGGGGGCAUCCGCAGAGACAAGGACGAGACAGCCAUCCGACGCCGGCGGCCAGCUGUGCUGGUGGGGACCUUGGCCAAGCUGAUCGAGCACUUCGAAGCCACGAAGCGUUUCGAGACUCUGUUUGAUGCCCUGGGGAUCUUGGUGCUGGAUGAGUGUGAUCGCUUACUUGCAGAAGAGUCAGCAGAAUCGCUUCAAACCUUCCUCCGAUUCUUGCCGGACCGCCCGGCCGGUCCCGCCCAGCGGCAGACGCUGCUGUUGAGCGCCACCGUGCCAGAGGAGGUGCGGGACCUUUGCUCCGCCUUAUGCCGACCCAACUGCCAAUGGUUGGACCUGGUGCAAGGCCUUCCAACUCAAGAGGCGGUGCUGCAAGAAGUGGCCUUUGCCCCUCCCUUGUUAAUGUGCACUGCCUUGAGGAAUGCAUUGGAACUGGAGAUUCGACAGAGGCCGAUCUCGCACAAGGUCAUGGUCUUCUUCCCGGCAGCGCGGGUAGCGGCUUUCGCUGCGGCCUUGUUCGAGGAGCAGCUGAACAUGAGGAUCUAUCAAAUCCAUUCUCGCUGCACUCCUAGUGCUCGGAUGCUAGCUCAAGAGGAGUUUUGCAAGACCUCGGCUGGAGUGCUGUUCACCUCGCAGUCGUCGGAGCGAGGCAUGGACUACCCCGAUGUGACCUUGGUCUUGCAGGUGAUGGCACCAAUGAGCCGGCAACAGUACAUCCAUCGGGUGGGCCGAACCGCCCGUGCGGGCAAAGAGGGAGAGGCCUUACUGCUGUUGCUGGACCACGAAGAGCCGUUCAUGUCGGAGAUCCAGGACCUUCCCAUCACCAGGUCGCGCGCCGCCGCGCAGCUGCUGAAUGACGAGGGCUCGCGUUUGGCGGCGCACGUGUCAUCGGCCCGGUGGGCCAAAGAGAGCAGCCUCACAACGUUGGCUGGGGCGGCCUUUGCCUCCUUAUUGCAACACUUGCAGUCUCAGCCCUUUGUGGAGCUUGAAGGACAAGAAGUGGUGGACCGCGCCUCAGAGCUCCUCAUGGGCUUCGGCUGCGCGGCGCCUCCCGCCGUCUCCAGGGCGUUUGCCAAAGAGCUUGGCCUGGAGAAUUGCGAAAACCUCAUCUUGGUGGAGCAGAGAGACGACAAAGCGCGGCUCAUUCGCCCUGCCGAGACCAAAAGAAGGGCAGGUGAUGUGGUGCUUUGCCGCUACCGGCUUUGCUAUGCGCCCUUCACCAUCUUCGUGCGGGGCAUGCUUUGUUGGCCUGUGAACCACAUAGGUUUGGCAAUCCGGGCCUCAGACUUUGAGGAGGGCUCCCAGUUGCGACACGCCCAUCCUGAGAUGCAACAUGGGAAGACCUACAUGUUCCACGCGCUGGUGAGCGGCAUGAAAGUCUGGGACUUGGAGCGACUUAUAUUGCGUGCAUGGACUCCUCUUUUGGCCAAGCUUUGCCUUGGAUGUUACCUACACGAUCUCAGGAAGGACUCGGGCGACAUCUUUGUACGGCAGCUGCAAUGGACUGAACGUGGACAAGAGCAAAGGAAGGCCUUCCAUGAAGUAGUGGACAGUGCCUUUGAGGAGUUCAAGGGCCGGCCAUUCGAAAAUGACCAGGUCACCUUCAUGGGUUCCUACUGCGAUCAGCUGGAGCCCACCUGCUGCGCGAACCCGACGGAUCUCUCAAGCCUUUUCUGCUCGGAGCUGGUCGCCGAAGUCUUCCAACGCGGCCAGCUGCUGGCGAAGAGCCGAGCGGCUGCAGAGUUCACACCCGUGGACUAUUUGAAGUCCGAUGGGCAGAGUGUGGAACAAGCACAGCUGGAGACGUCUUUGAUUAUCGUUGAUGAAUUCAGCCGGACCAAUGUGGAGAGCAUCUUUGCGAUCGGCGAUGUCACCGACCGGAUCCAGCUGACACCUGUGGCCCUCAUGGAGGGGAUGGCCAUGGCAAAGACCAUGUUCACCGAGGAGCCUGGAAAGCCAGAUUACGAGAACGUGCCCAGUGCGAUCUUCAGCCAGCCGCCCUGUGGCACGUGCGGCCUCACCGAGGAGGCGGCGGCAAAGAAGUAUGGCAGCGUGGAUGUGUAUGUCACGAAGUUCAAGCCCAUGAAGCACACCAUGCCGACUGGCCGUGGGGAAGAGGAGACAGUAGGGAAGGCUUGCGUCCAGAUUUGGUCACCUUAA
Durusdinium trenchii is the source of this 2646-nucleotide messenger RNA. The record is from the annotation of a GenBank genome assembly. NCBI's taxonomy places the organism in Eukaryota, Dinophyceae, Suessiales, Symbiodiniaceae.